CAAGUUGGUGAAGUUCUGUGUUUCUGUUGUUCAGUGUUUUUCAGCGCCUGCUGGAUGUUUGUGUGAGGGGGGCUGGACUGUGGUAAAAAGGAUGUUUGCCCCCCCAACUCAGCCCCCGGCAUGAGCCCCUUCGUCCUCCCCUUGUUGUCAUGCACAGGCGCUCUCCGUUUGGCAGAGGACAGGCUGCAGCUCCACAGCCCAGCGUUUCAUCUUUAAAGGCCUCCAGACUUUUCCAAAGUUCCUCUGCGACUGAAAACGUUCAGGAGGGACGAGGAUGGGAACCCCCAGAUGAAGAAGCUGUUCUGGAUGUGAGGAAAUCUUUGCUGGAACUUUUUAGAUUCUCAAGUUCUGCAAAAUCUGGAUGUGAAGAAAGGAUGGAAAGGAAGCUUUGAAGCCUCAAUCUUGUCCUCCGUCGGCAGAAAACGCUGUCUGAAGAUGCUGCGCGAGGAGCUCUCAGCCCGAGAGGAGUUCACCUACAACCACGUAUCCAGUCUGGAGAGAGCGAGCGGGACGGCGGGGCGCCGCGGCGACAGGAGGUCAGACAGGGGGGAGCGGGACAGCUUCACGGUGGACGUGAGGGCCAGCGACCUGCAGCUGGCCCGGCCGGAGCCGCCGAAGCACCCCUGCUUCAGCUACAGGGCCUGGCUCUACAGCGUCCUCAUAGGGGGCAGCCUGCUCGUCACUUCAGGUUUCUCUCUGUACCUGGGAAAUGUGUUUCCUGUUGCCAUGGAUUACCUGCGCUGUGCUGCAGGCUCUGGAGUCCCUGCAGCCAUCGCUGGCUUUGCCAUCGCCAAGAACAGACAUGUUGCUGUGUCAGAUUUCCAGGUUGUCUAUGUUUCCACAUUUGCUGUGACAACCACCUGCCUGGUUUGGUUUGGUUGCAAACUGGUCUUGAACCCUUCUGCAGUGAAUAUCAACUUCAACCUGAUCUUGAUGAUUUUGCUGGAGGUGCUGACGGCCAGCACCGUCAUCCUGUCGGCGCGCUCUGCAGAGGACUGCUGCCGGCACAGGAAGAAAUACAGCCGAUCGGGGUCAGUCAAACCUGCCGUGUUCCCAAGGCGACUCCUCAAAGCUUAUUCCGUGAUUGAAGUCAUCGUAGGAAUUUCUGCUGUGUUUGGAGGCAUCAUUGCGCUCAACAUGGAUGCUUUGCUCCCCGGCCCUUACUUAUCCGUCACUUUCUUCUGGAUCCUUGUUGCUUGUUUUCCAAGCGCCAUUGCCAGCCAUGUUGUGUCAGAGUACCCCACCAACUGCCUGGUGGAAGCGUUGAUUGCCAUCAGCAGCGUGACGUCCCCACUCCUCUUUUCGGCCUCCGGCUUCCUUUCCUGCAGCGUGGUCAGCUUCGUUGAAAUGUUCCUUCAUGAUGUUCCGACCAGCAAGCAAUCCUACGACAUCCUGCUGUUGAUCCUGAUGGUGCUGCUGCUGGUGCAGGCAGUUCUGACUUCAGCCACGGUGGUGCACUGUGCCACAUACAAGGGCCGGCUCCGCGCGGCGGCUCCAGAGCGCCAGGACAGCGUGCAGAUCCAGACGCACUACAGUGAGCAGCAUCUCGCAAACGGAACGCUGCCGGAUUUUGACAAGGACAGAGCCUGGAAGGCGGUCGUGGUCCAAAUGGCUCAGUGAGCUGAAGUUUGGUCAGGACCGCCGGCUGGAAUCAUCUGGAACUGAAGCAGAAGAGAAAAAAUGUUCAGAACAAAUUUCUUGUUGUAGAUUCUGCUUUGAGCUCUUUGCUCUCAUUUAAACUUAUUUUCUUGUUUGAUUUUACUUUUGAAGAGAAUUAAUCAGAGUUUUCAUCAAUUUAAACAGAAAAAGAAGUUUAGGAUUUUUUGUAUUUUUGCUAUCUGUUGGUCUUAAAUGUUCUCAGCGCUUUAGAGUCUCUCAGAAGACUUUUAGUUUCUGCAUCAGAGUUCUGACAGAACAGAUUAUUUCCUGCAGACACACAAAAGUAAAAUAACUGUUGUUCAUGUGAAGAUUUUUGAGCAAAUACAAGCUUUUCAGUGUAUGAAAAAUGUGUAAAUAAAACUUAAAUCCUAUUGUCAUGAGGACAGGAAAACACUUGCUUGGAUUUUUGGAAUAAAAUAGCCAAUAAUUAGUAAAA
This is a messenger RNA of Oryzias latipes (Japanese medaka), 2095 nucleotides long. RefSeq names its product modulator of VRAC current 1 (gene mlc1). The record is from RefSeq and is a predicted model, not a curated record. Gene Ontology annotation, cellular component: cytoplasmic vesicle; plasma membrane; endoplasmic reticulum. Gene Ontology annotation, biological process: regulation of response to osmotic stress. NCBI's taxonomy places the organism in Eukaryota, Metazoa, Chordata, Actinopteri, Beloniformes, Adrianichthyidae.